AUGGUAGGUGUCAAUCAAUCCAUCAUCAUCCUUCUUCAUCAUCAUCAAUCCACUCGCCCAUUCGUCCAAGUUUACAACGGUGACAACAAGAUUGCCAGCAAGGUUAAGCUGCCAGCCGUCUUGACUACCCCAAUCAGACCAGACCUCGUCAACUUCGUUCACACCCAGGUGAACAAGAACUACAGACAGCCAUACGCCCCAUCCAGCCACUCUGGUGAGCAGACCUCUGCCGAGUCCUGGGGUACUGGUCGUGCCGUCGCCCGUAUUCCACGUGUUGGUGGAUCUGGUACCUCCCGUUCCGGUCAAGGAGCUUUCGGUAACAUGUGUAGAGGUGGUAGAAUGUACGGACCAAACAAGGUCUGGAGAAAGUGGAACCGCAAGGUCAACGUCAACCACAAGAGAUACGCCGUUGCCUCUGCCCUCGCUGCCACCGCCAUCCCCGCCCUCGUCAUGGCCCGCGGUCAUCAGAUCUCCCAGAUUGCUGAGGUCCCACUCGUCGUCGCCAACUCUGUCAUCGACUCCCUGACCAAGACCAACGCCGCCGUCUCCCUCCUCAAGAAGCUCAACGCCUACUCUGACGUCGAGCGUUCCAUCAACUCCAAGCACGUCCGUCCAGGUGCUGGAAAGUACAGAAACAGACGUUACAUCAUCAGCCGCGGUCCAUUGAUCGUCUGCUCCGGCAAGACCCAGAUGUCCCAGGCAUUCCGCAACUUGCCAGGCGUUGACAUUGCCAACGUCUCCCGUCUCAACCUUUUGAAGCUCGCACCAGGUGGUCACCUCGGUCGUUUCGUCAUCUGGACCCAGUCCGCCUUUGAGCAGCUCGACUCUGUCUUUGGCACCUACUCCAAGAACUCCACCCAGAAGUCCAACUUCCGUCUGCCACGUCCAGUCAUGGCCAACGCCGACGUCCAGCGUCUCGUUGCCUCCGACGAGAUCCAGACUGCCGUCCGCAAGUCCCAGCACAAGAUCCGCAAGCCAAUCGUCAUUGCCAAGCGCAGAAACCCAUUGACCAACUUGAAGCAGAUGCUCCGUCUCAACCCAGCCGCCGUCCACACCAGACGCCACAACGCCGGCAAGGUCGUCGCCAAGAAGGUCCACACCAAGACCGACACCACCGCUCGUCAGGCCUACAUCAAGCAGACCUUUGCUUAA
Acytostelium subglobosum LB1 is the source of this 1152-nucleotide messenger RNA. RefSeq lists its product as hypothetical. Gene Ontology annotation, molecular function: RNA binding; structural constituent of ribosome. Lineage: Eukaryota; Evosea; Eumycetozoa; Acytosteliales; Acytosteliaceae. The transcript has 2 exons. Gene Ontology annotation, cellular component: cytosolic large ribosomal subunit; ribosome. Bases 1 to 1152 code for a protein of 383 amino acids. Gene Ontology annotation, biological process: translation. The record is from RefSeq and is a predicted model, not a curated record.